Molecule: messenger RNA, 3571 nt
Organism: Micropterus dolomieu (smallmouth bass)
Lineage: Eukaryota; Metazoa; Chordata; Actinopteri; Centrarchiformes; Centrarchidae
Gene: tbc1d20
Product: TBC1 domain family, member 20
Exons: 8
Coding region: 369-1568 (399 amino acids)
Biological process (GO): positive regulation of GTPase activity; endoplasmic reticulum to Golgi vesicle-mediated transport
Cellular component (GO): endoplasmic reticulum membrane
Molecular function (GO): GTPase activator activity
Source: RefSeq, a predicted model, not a curated record
CAUCAUGCCGUCUGAGCGGGGAGGCUAGCUAAAGCUGAUCUAUUCUAUUGGUCGCUUCCGUCAGUGUAAACAUGUAGCCGCAUUGAGCGGUGUUUCAUGAUUGUUGACCCGUGUGUCAGUGAUCCGAAUAAUGAUGGCUGUGUUGCUGAAGAAAAUAUCUUCGGAACCAGAGCAGCGUUGUUCUAGCCUGAUAACAAACGUUAGCUUUAACUUGGCUAACACUGAAUAGCUAACUUGGAUAGCUAACGUUAUCGGGCCGUGUGUUGUAUGGAGGCUAACCUCGCUAAUUAGACAGCUAGCUUGUCAAACAAAAGAAGAUGGCUAAAAAUAUUAUCUGACAAGGGCACACAAAGAAGUGGAGGGAAAAAAUGAAGAACUCUAGAAGUGUUGGUGCUACGUCCCCUGUGAAUGGGAAAAAAGGUAACGUUAACGAUUGGGACACCAGACGGAAGAGGAAAAUUUUGGACAUCACGCAGGCCCUUAGUGUGAUUCCAGUGGAUGUGGCAGCUUUGAGGAGGAUGGCUAUCAGUGAAGGAGGACUGCUGACUGAUGAGAUACGGUGUCAAGUCUGGCCUCGGCUUCUCAACGUCCCCCCUCACAUCUUCGAUCAAGAGCCAGAAAAAGUAGAGCGGGAGAAUAACAAGGACUACAACCAGGUGUUGUUGGAUGUCCAGCGCUCACUGCGGAGGUUCCCACCAGGAAUGCCAGAUGAGCAGAGGGAGGGUCUCCAGGAAGAGCUAAUUGACAUCAUCCUCGUAGUUCUGAAACGUAAUCCCCAGCUGCACUACUACCAAGGAUACCAUGACAUUGUUGUCACCUUCUUAUUGGUCCUUGGAGAGCGCCGUGCAACUGCUCUUGUGGAAAAGCUCUCAACACAUCACCUCAGGGACUUCAUGGAUCCUACCAUGGACAACACAAAACACAUUCUUAAUUAUUUGAUGCCCAUCAUUGAGAGGGUCAACCCUGAUGUGCAUGACUUCAUGCAACAGGCUGAGGUGGGUACAGUCUUUGCUCUUAGUUGGUUGAUCACCUGGUUUGGCCACGUUCUGUCAGACUUCCGCCAUGUUGUCCGGUUGUAUGACUUCUUCCUGGCCUGCCAUCCAUUGAUGCCCAUCUACUUUGCUGCUGUGAUCGUACUGUACAGAGAGGAGGAAGUUUUGGAGUGUGAAUGCGAUAUGGCCAUGGUUCAUCACCUGCUAUCUCAGAUUCCCCAGGACCUGCCAUAUGAGACACUCAUCAGCCGUGCAGGAGACCUCUUUGUCCAGUUCCCUCCAUCUGAACUGGCUAGAGAGGCUGCCUCACAUGAAAGCAUGGCAAGCUCUACCUUUAAGGACUUUGACCUUGCGUCCACUCAACAGCGACCAGACUCUGUUCUCCGACGCCGACGCAGACAGAAACAGGCUGCGCUGGAGAGCACAGCAGCAAACACUGUAGUGGCCCAACCUUCAGCAGCACGCCGCUUUGUUCGACUGGCUGUCAUGGGUCUGACGGUGGCUUUAGGGGCAGCAGCUCUCGCUGUGGUCAAUACUGCCCUGGAGUGGGCCCCCAAACUGGACUUGUUUCCUUGAAAUGCUCCUCUUUUACCCCUACGUUCUAACCUAUCUGUCCUUGACUGAAUCUAGCUGGUGGGUCUGUUUCCAAGAACCCUUUAAUUAAUUAAACCACAAACCCUGCAGUCGAUAACACUGUCACUGAGUGAACAUUGAGUGUUCUCUCUAAACGGAACGUUAACGCUCCUCUCUCGCCUCCUAGGAUGUCUUAACAUCCUAUGAAGGCCCCAGCUGAAGGUCCUUUAAAAGUACCUGAAGAGUGCACACCAGUGUAACAGCAACAACUGCUGGUGUUCUGAAAUGAAGAAUCCACCCUGUUAUAAUGGAGGGACUGUAAUUCUAAGAACUAUUACUGACGGUGUCAUUAUUAAAGUUUAUUUAUAUAUGGUAUUAGGAUAAUCUGAUAUUGAUUUAUGCUCACAUAAGAGAUUUGUGCUUGGUGAACUCACUACACUUGAAACUGCUGCCAAUUAAGUGUGUGUGUGUGUGUGUGCGCGCGCGCGCGUGUGUGUGUGUGUGUGUGUGUGUUCGCAAACCUAUUUGUUAUGUAUUUGAUACCUGGACAGAGACCAAAUAGAGGAUUGUUAGAACCCUCUUUUUGUAUAAUGUACUGUGUUUAAUUUAUAGGUAUGUAAGCAGCUGUGUAAAGAUAUGAUCAUGACACACAGGCACCUUUUAAGGUCACAAUUUUAUUAUGUUUGUCACUUUAAUUUGUUUGAAUACGCCUUUUUGGUCAAGACCGUUCUGGGGCCGAGUGUCUUUAAAACAUGUCAGCAGUUGACACCCUUGACUACACAUUUGAAUUCAGGUUCAUAGUUGGGUCUGCUACUAAACUUAUCUUAUUGGUGUUAUCAAAGUAAGUGUAUUGUAACCUGCGUGAGAUGUAAUUUAUUUGUAUCUCAAAAAUCUUGAAUUUGAGGAUGAGGUCCCAGAAUGGAGUACAGGAAGUAAAUAAAUCAGCCAUAUCGAAAUAGUUUAACUAGAGCUUUCCAGUUGCAUUUUCACCUAAUUAUUUAGUUGCACAACCUAAAAAAUGUGUCUGUUUCAUAGCCUCAAAUGACCAGAGUAUAUUUUCUGCGUCACAUUUCCUGGAGUAGAUUAUUAAAUCUCUCUGUGUAGUUUAUCAGCACACUCACUCACUGCCUGGUCACAGAAAAUAUCAAAGCUGGGAUAAAUAGCAAGUAAAACCAAUUGGACACUGUAGUCCAUGUGUUGGCACAGUUUGAGACCCAGUUUGCUCUGGCUGCAUUAGUUUUGUGAAAUUAUUUUCAUAGACACUUUCCAGAAAAAAAAACAGUGGUUGAAAUGCUAACACUAACACAAAUGUCAAAUUAAUGCUAACUUACACACACAUUAGUUAGGUUGGAUUGCUUUGAGUGUAGCAUUUCCAUUUAACAGGCAGUUCAGCUCAUUUUCAUUCGGUCACAUAUUUAAAGUAGUAGGGGCUUGCUCAGGUUACAGUGAAUAACCGCAGAAUACCAUCACCUGAAUAGCCUAAACUCUUAUCAGAAAAUACAUAGCAAGUAGGUUGUCAGAGCACUUCAUUCUAAGGUAGUUAAUUUGAGUUGUCUGUAAUAUUUUAUGUGUUUUGCUCAUCAGAAGAAUUCGAGGUCACUUACAUUUUACGGCACAACAACCAGUCAACUAAAAACUUCUCACUUGAGUUGAGCGCAUUGAGUGCCACGUUGAGAGAAGUUGUUCUUGCUGUGUUAGGAACCGAAAAUUAAGGUUGAUUGGUUUCUUGCCUUUGUAGUGAACCACUGAUUCAGCUGGUGAGGGAUCUACAAAAUGAUCUGAAAAUGAAGGUGACCUGGAAUGUGUCCAAGGACGCUUAGAGGUGCCUGAGAGUAUAGUUUUUCGGCAGUAUUGUAAUGCACCAUGUAUCUGCACUCAGUGGUUUUUAUUUCUUUUCAUUGCACUAAAUGAUUUAUCUGCCUUUUGUUUAUUUUCUUACAUUGAAUCUGUCAUACUAAUGUAAAGAUGUACAAGAGAAUGCUAAUAAACUAGAGUGAAACUGUUAA